Colletotrichum navitas is the source of this 1332-nucleotide messenger RNA. RefSeq lists its product as uncharacterized. The record is from RefSeq and is a predicted model, not a curated record. The transcript has 2 exons. Bases 1 to 1332 code for a protein of 443 amino acids. Lineage: Eukaryota; Fungi; Ascomycota; Sordariomycetes; Glomerellales; Glomerellaceae.
AUGUCUGUCUUCUCCCUCAUCAAGAGAUCCAGGCAACAAGCCAAGGAGCACAAGCAGAAACAGGCGGAAAAGACGGUAGAAGCUCCCAAGGAACCGUAUAAGCACGUCCCUACUCAUGCCGCCUUUGACGCCCUUUCCGGAGCACCGUCGUCAUUCAAGGAAGAGGACCGGCCGAGGAUCAUGGAACAAAACCGGAGGAGGACUGUCAUGGCCUCCAGCGGAUUGACCAGAAUGUCCGGAGUCGCUCUGCCUCGCGUCUCGAGCAGCCUUUCUCAUGUCACAUACCCUUCCGACAAUGCCACUCCGAUGAGUAUCAUGCCCCAGGCUUACAGCUACAGUGGUGGCCCGCCCGCGGCUCAAUUCUGGCACGAACGUAACAAGAGUUCCGUGUACUCGGUCACAGAUGGCAGCCGCAUUUCGCUCAAGGGCAAGGAGGUGGAUCGAUCCUGGGGGUCAGGUCGCAACAGCCCAACUUUUAUCCAGGCCGAGUCUCCUGCCGGUAGCUCCAAUUAUUCGACUAGCUCACAGGAGGACCUAGAGAUGAAGCCCGUUCGCCAAAAGUCUGUGCCGCCUGCGUACCGAAACCCUGCGGCUGCCACUAAUGCUCACCGGCUUCACCCGAGCUCUCGCCGUGCAUCGGAUGCAUCGGAGCGAGGCGAUAGCUCACCCAAGGCAGCCGAACAAUCAUCAAGCUCGACCGACAGGGCAAAGCCUCCCGUAUCGAUGCGUGGCUUCAGCCCCAUCCCGGCAAUGACUCUCCCGCCGAUGCAACUGGGGAACACUUCGUUGAGCAUGCAGGGUACUGUUGCUUCCUCUGCCGCCUCGACCAUCAGCAGUCGCUCUUCGUCGGGCCUCUCGUCCUUCAACUUCAACAGCAACAGUGCACCUUUUUCGGCCCCCAUGUCUGGCCGAUCAUCCGCCGCCACCACGCCAGCAGCAUGUGUCACGCCCGAGCCAGUCUGGGAGUCUGUCGAGGAAGAGGAAGAGGAAGGCCGUUCAUACACGCACGCUCCGGCGUAUGCAUCCGCUGCUGCUGUUGCGCCGUCCGCGAUGAAGCAAAGGGACAGGAGGAGCGUGGUAAAGUCCAAAGUCACCCGCUUCACAGAACUUGAAAAGAUCGAAUCCCACACGGAGAAGCCUGCCGCCGCGCCGACCCAGGUCCCUAACGAUAAGGACGUCGUCGACGAGGCAAUCGCAGUCGAGAUGGUGACCGCUACGCCCACAGAAGUAGUCUCGCCGAGUAAAUCCGGAAAGCUCUUCUCGAAGCAGGUCGGCUCCAAGCCGGUCAAGAAGAGCCGCUGGUCUAUAAGGAGCUCCGCCGUUGCAGCCUGA